GGCUCAAGACGCCGCCAGGCUGGGGCCCUACGCACCUUGCUCAGGUGGCCCGCCGCGCCAACUGCGCGCGCCGGGUCCUCCGGGCUCGUCCUGUAGCGCGGCAUGGUGGACAGAGAGGAUGCCCGCACCCUGCAUCGCCGGACGCCUACGGUGGAGUCGCGUUGGACAUGCCAGCUUUGCUCGCAGUCGCGCAACACAGAGUCCAUGGAGAGCUGCAUGACGUGCCUGGUGACCGCCAGGGGGCACCGCCCAGAGAAGUACCAGCAGAGGCUGAAAGAGCUGCGACAGGACUGGAACCAACACGGCUACGAUGCUGACGACGUAGAGCCUGCGUGGGGGGACUCGUGGGCACUCUACCUGGGGGUCGGCCUGCUGGUCGCGGUGGUCGGUCUGCUGGCGUGGGCGAUCUACGAAGACUCGAGGGAGCAGCAGCUGAUAGACGGCACCGAGCUCUAGCACGCGCCCCGGUGCCCGCCUGAGAGAGCGCCGCCUCGCACCGCCGGCGGCCCCUGCCCCGGCCCUCCCCUCUCAGGGGUGGCCUCUGCGGCUGGAUCCGCCGUCCUCGCGUCGCGAAGGAAUCGCGACAGGAGGUUUUCGCAAUUCCUGGCCUCCGGGGGCCCUCGCUGGGUCUCGGGGCCGUCAGCAGAAAGGUCUCGGGAUGAAGAGCCACACCGGUGCGCGCCUGCGGCAGGGCGCGCGCGUGUCUUGGACGCGCACGGGGGGAGGAAGUUGGC
This is a messenger RNA of Prorocentrum cordatum, 734 nucleotides long. NCBI's taxonomy places the organism in Eukaryota, Dinophyceae, Prorocentrales, Prorocentraceae. The record is from the annotation of a GenBank genome assembly.